Sphaeramia orbicularis (orbiculate cardinalfish) is the source of this 1414-nucleotide messenger RNA. Its product is annotated as cytosolic purine 5'-nucleotidase-like. NCBI's taxonomy places the organism in Eukaryota, Metazoa, Chordata, Actinopteri, Kurtiformes, Apogonidae. Bases 16 to 1041 code for a protein of 341 amino acids. Gene Ontology annotation, molecular function: 5'-nucleotidase activity. The record is from RefSeq and is a predicted model, not a curated record. The transcript has 10 exons.
AAUAAUGCAGUAAUAAUGUCAUGUAAUCCUAAACUUCCUCUGCUCCUCAGCCGGAUGAAGGAAGUGGCCAAAGUGUUCCUGGCAACCAACAGUGAUUACAAAUACACAGAGAAAAUUAUGACGUAUCUGUUUGACUUUCCUCAUGGACCAAAGCCUGGGACCCCUCACAGGCCUUGGAAGUCCUACUUUGACCUGAUCCUGGUGGAUGCUCGUAAACCCAUGUUCUUUGGAGAGGGAACAGUUCUGCGACAGGUUGACACUACCACUGGACGGUUGAAGAUUGGGACGUACACUGGACCUCUGCAGCACGGCAUCGUUUACUCUGGAGGUUCGUCGGACAUCGUGUGUGACCUCCUCGGGGCCAAAGGGAAGGACAUCGUCUACAUCGGGGACCAUAUUUUCGGUGACAUCCUCAAAUCGAAGAAGCGUCAGGGCUGGAGGACGUUCCUGGUCAUACCUGAACUGGCCCAAGAGUUACAUGUGUGGACGGACAAGAGCGGUAUUUUCUCAGAACUCCAGUCUCUGGACUGUUUCCUGGCUGAACUUUACAAGCAUUUGGACAGCAGCAGCAACGAGAGACCAGACAUCAGCUCACUGCAGAGAAGGAUUAAGAAAGUCACCCACGACAUGGACAUGUGCUACGGCAUGAUGGGAAGUCUGUUCCGCAGCGGCUCCAGGCAGACACUGUUCGCCUCCCAGGUGAUGCGUUACGCAGACCUGUACGCCGCCUCCUUCAUCAACCUCAUCUACUACCCCUUCAGCUACCUGUUCAGAGCCGCACAUGUUCUGAUGCCUCAUGAGUCCACGGUGGAACACGCCCACGUGGGCGUGGCCGACGCAGAGUCUCCUUUGGCCACUCGGAACCGCCACGACCUGGACCUGAACGACAUGGAGACGGCCAAACGACAUCAGCUGACCAGGUCUGUCAGCGAGAUCCGCCCACCGCUGUUCUACCCACAGACCCCACAGGAGAUAACCCACUGUCAUGAUGAAGAUGAUGAUGAUGAAGAGGAGGAAGAGGAGGAGGAGGAGGAAGAGUAGGAAGAAGAGGAGGAGGAGGAAGAGUAGCAAGAAGAGGAGGAGGAGUAGAACCAGAGCCAUAGACAGAGUUGUGACCUGUUGUGAUGUCACUGCUGUGGUGAUCAGGUGGUUCAUGGACGCCUCAAUAGUUCCAAACAAAUUGAUGAGUGCGCUGUCACAGGUAAAUAUUCAAAUAAAACACACACAGGUUUAUUUAAAGAAGGAAGAAAGGACGGAUCAAAUUUAAAACACUUCAAAUAGAUAAAGAACAUGGUGGUGGAGUCCUGCCUAAUCUGAAAGAGUAUUAUCUAUCUAUCUAUCUAUCUAUCUAUCUAUCUAUCUAUCUAUCUAUCUAUCUAUCUAUCUAUCUAUCUAUCUAUCUAUCUAUCUAUCU